Messenger RNA from Chaetura pelagica (chimney swift), 273 nucleotides. RefSeq names its product C-C motif chemokine 5-like. Gene Ontology annotation, cellular component: extracellular region. Gene Ontology annotation, biological process: immune response; positive regulation of GTPase activity; cellular response to tumor necrosis factor. Lineage: Eukaryota; Metazoa; Chordata; Aves; Apodiformes; Apodidae. The record is from RefSeq and is a predicted model, not a curated record. Gene Ontology annotation, molecular function: CCR chemokine receptor binding; chemokine activity. The transcript has 3 exons. The coding region runs from base 1 to 273 and encodes 90 amino acids.
AUGAAGGUCUCUGCAGUGUCCCUCUCCAUCGUCUUCAUCGCUGCCCUCCUCCCUCAGGCCUCUCCUGCACCAAUUGGGGCUGACACAACUGUGUGCUGCUUCAGCUACACCUUACGAAAGCUGCCCCAGAGUCAUGUGAAGGAUUAUUUCUACACCAGCAGCAAAUGUUCCCAGCCAGCAGUUGUGUUCAUCACCAGGAAGGACCGGGAGGUCUGUGCUAACCCUGAUGCCAAGUGGGUGAAGGAUUAUGUGAACACCCUGGAGCUGCAGUGA